UGAUAGCAAAGACAGAAGRAAACUGCCCAGGUAGAACCACUACCGUUCCUGAGGUAGAGAACAUCUUCUAUCACUCUGAAAAACAUCGCAUGACAUCGACUCGAUCAGAACUCUCUAGUGACAAAAUUAUUCCCCUUUAAUCAGCGUUUUGUUUAAAGGAUCUAGAACGAAAACGUUUCGUUCCUCUGUUGUUUCUUCGUGACGAAAAUACACAACGACUUCCAACAGUUAGAUUGCUGAUCCAAAAACCAAUCCAUCUCAUCAGUAGUUUUCCUUUCAUCUCAUUGAACAAUAUUUUCAAACAACUAAAGAAGUAGGAAGUACCACUAACCAUUUAUCGUGAUGGCUGGGCAUUUGCUUCGCAACUUUUCUGCUAAUCGUAAAAGGAGCUGCAGUCCGAACUCAACAGGUUCUGCCCGCACAACGCUGUCUUCACGGAUCAUGCCGCAAACGAAAGAGCAUUUGUGUUCCACUAUUGGAACAUCAACAACACUAGCCGAGAGCACUCUUGCUUCCCCCGAUUCGUCGUCCAAUAGAUCUGAAUUUAUCACAGAGAACACCGUUUGCGGCGGCAGUCCCGAUGAUUCCAGAGAUGAAAGCGGAAGUCGUGUUUCGGAUUCUAAGAACGAGCUAGUUUCGCAACUGGAGAAAUACAAUGAUACGCUCGCCAGUAUUUUCACUCCCAAUCAUAGUGGACCUGGCAAUGAUACCGAUAUCGGCACGGGUUCUUCGAUUGUUCGAGUCGCUCCAGACGAGCUCCGCAAAAUCCAACUACUCGGAACGGGUAAGCAUUGUCAAGUUCAUUUAGUGACUGCAUCUCUUUCACAAACCGGAGAUAGAGUUGGGAAAGCAAAGUAUGCUUGCAAAUCAAUAGAUCCUGAACGAGUGAUAUCCGUAAAGGACUUUCUUGACGCUGCAUCCGAUCUAGCAAGCGAAGCUAAGAUGCUUUCGGAGCUCGAUCACCGCCACAUCAUCAAGAUUCGUGGGCUGUGUUCCAAACCCUUCUCGGCCUCCUUCACUGAUACCGUAAUUCCUUCAGUUACGAGGCAGGGCUCGUAUCCUAAGGGCACCUCUACGAAUGGCAUAGAUGGAUUUUUUUUGAUCCUGGACGCCCUUAAAGAAACAUUGGGUGAUCGACUCAAACGCCAGCGUAGAGCAGAAGCCAUCGAAAAGGCUAGCAGGAAGAGGGCGAAGAACUACAACCCCUUCAAGAAAGUUCCACCGUGCGAUAUGACCGCUGCUGUAACCAAUGCCGAUCGUCUCGCCUUGUACGAACGAAUAAAACACGUYGUCGUCGGAAUCGUCUCGGCUAUGCAGUACCUUCACUCACGCAAGAUUGUUCUCCGGGAUCUGAAGCCUGCAAAUGUUGGUUUUGCCGAUAACGAAGACGUUCAGCUAUUUGACUUUGGAAUGACACGACCGCUAGCUGAAUGCUCACCCGAUGAGGCAUGUGGAUCACAGCUAUACAUGGCCCCCGAGAUCAUGAACGACGGCCGAUACACGCUUAAAGGAGACGUGUACUCUUUCGGGGUUCUGCUCUUCGAACUUUGUUCUUUGCAAGCCCCCUAUGCAAAAGAAAAACAGAUGAUGAUUAAGAAGUACCAACCGCCUCAGCCUAAGUCAGGAUUGUCGGUAUUAUUCCGGAAGAAAUACCGAUCGCCCGAUGAUGGCAGUAAUAUAAGGCAGAAGAGCGCGCGCGAAGUAUCAAUGCUAGUCUUCGAUGAAUUAUCGGAAAAAGUUGGCAAGCACCAUUUGCGGCCAGCGGAGGACYUCGAAGAGCUGAAAGCACUCAUUCCUUGUGAAAGGCUCUGUGUAUUGAUCCAAGACUGCUGGAGUGGCGAGCCGGAAGCCCGCCCCGACUUCGACCAAAUCCAGCAACGGCUAAACGAAAUUUUUGCUAAACAAUGAUGGUCACACGUUGAUUUAUUCGCUUACUGCUACUGAUACAUUCGACGCAACUAGAGAUUCUGGUGACCUGGAACGCAACCCUCGCCCACAUUGCAUGAAAAUAGAAGCAACAAAAGGGC
This is a messenger RNA of Pseudo-nitzschia multistriata, 2027 nucleotides long. The record is from the annotation of a GenBank genome assembly. NCBI's taxonomy places the organism in Eukaryota, Bacillariophyta, Bacillariophyceae, Bacillariales, Bacillariaceae.